AUGAGAUGUUGUGCUCAUAUUGUAAACUUGAUUGUCACUGACGGAUUAAAAGAGAAGCAUGAUUCGAUUGCUAGCAUUAGACAUGCUGUCAGAUAUGUUAGGUAUUCUCCCGCUAGCCUCAAAAGGUUUAAAGAAGUUGUUGUAGAAGAAAAAAUUGCAUGCCAAGGACUCCUCUCUUUAGAUGUCCAAACGAGGUGGAACUCUACAUAUCUCAUGCUUAAUUGUGCAUUAAGAAUCCAAAAGGCUUUUGAAAGUUUAUUAUCAGAUGAAAAUUUUGUGAAGUAUUUUGAGGAGGUUGACAAAGAUGGAAAGAAAAAGGAGGGGCCGCCUACUGAAACGAACUGGGAGAAUGCAACGGUAUUUGUGAAGUUUUUGGAGACUUUCUAUGAGAUUACAUUAAGGUUUAGUAGAUCAACCUAUUUUUCAAUAGACAAGUACUUUGUUGAAAUAUGUAAUAUGCAGCGCACUUUGUAUAGAAUGGCAGUUGAGGAGGAUGACCCGUUGUUAGCGAGUAUGGCACAGAGCUUGAAGAUGGUUAAUGAGGUAGAACAAACAUUACGAUCACUGUUUGAUUUGUAUGGUGGGGGCUCUACAUUACUUCAACCAUCUAUGACCCAGUCUCAGUCACUAUCUCACUAUCUGCCUCAGCCUAGUGGAUCUUCCUCUUCCGCAUUCACUACUACUUCUAGUUUGAAUAAGUAUGCUUCGUUGCAUGAUGAAUUUGGACAACAAAGGAAAGAGGACGAUGGUGGUAAGACAAAGAAUGAGGUUGAUAGGUAUCUAACUGAGGAUGCUGAAGCUACGAUUAAGGAUGUCAACUUCGACAUUUUGAAAUGGUGGGCCGGAAAUGCAUCCAAGUACAAGAUCUUGUCAACCAUUGCUCAUGAUGUGUUAGCUAUACCAGUUACAACUAUUGCUUCUGAUGCUACCUUUUCGACUGAUGGUAGAAUUUUAGAUCCCUUUAGGAGCUCACUAAGUCCUAAAAUGGUUGAAUGUUUAAUAUGUCUCAAAACUGGUGGAGCAGUUCACAUCAACCAAUCAUUAUUCUAG
Molecule: messenger RNA, 1050 nt
Organism: Humulus lupulus (European hop)
Lineage: Eukaryota; Viridiplantae; Streptophyta; Magnoliopsida; Rosales; Cannabaceae
Product: zinc finger BED domain-containing protein RICESLEEPER 2-like
Exons: 2
Coding region: 1-1050 (349 amino acids)
Molecular function (GO): protein dimerization activity
Source: RefSeq, a predicted model, not a curated record